This is a messenger RNA of Acipenser ruthenus (sterlet), 1673 nucleotides long. RefSeq names its product chromatin complexes subunit BAP18-like. Gene Ontology annotation, cellular component: NURF complex; MLL1 complex. NCBI's taxonomy places the organism in Eukaryota, Metazoa, Chordata, Actinopteri, Acipenseriformes, Acipenseridae. The record is from RefSeq and is a predicted model, not a curated record.
AAAGUAACCCGAAUGAGGCGCUCGACCAAUGGGCGCAGAGGCCGCGGGACUCUACGCUAGUCUGCGGUCUGGCGGUGAAGCUGUUUGAUUUGAGCCUGGUGUAUAUUUUUAAUUUUCGGCAGGUUUUUUUGAACAAUUUAAAUAAAUGGGGUCGGUUUGAACAAGGGAGCAUCUGUCCAAAAAAACAAAAAAAACAUACAAAAAUGAUCCAGGAUCGGGAAAUGAUUUUAAUUGAUUGAAACAGACGCCUUUGUUUUUAAUUUGGCGGCGGCGGCUGAAAUCGGGCCUCUGUUGUUUCUUGUUUUCUCGGUGAAAAAAGAGAGAGACUUUAUCUUUUAAAACUGUUACACCAAGAACUGAGCACGCUGUUUUUAUUUAGUAGUAGUGUGAGGUGUUUUCAAGGCUAAACUUGUAUUAAAGAGUAAAAAACAACACAUAUUUAUAGUAAUUUAUUAUUAAUGUUUAUUUGUAGAUUUAAAACGCCAAGUUUCAGUUUUUUUAAUACGGUUUUUUAAAAACAAAAUAGUUUUUUUGUGGAGUAACUUGACGAGAGAAAUGACGUCCGCUUCAACGAAGGUGGGAGAGAUCUUCUCCGCGGCCGGCGCUGCCUUCACCAAGCUGGGGGAGCUCACGAUGCAGCUCCACCCCGUGGCCGACUCCAGUCCUGCAGGGGCCAAGUGGACGGAGACGGAGAUCGACAUGCUGCGCUCGGUGGUGCGUCGCUUUGGGGAGGAUUUAAAUCAGAUCAGCUCCGUUAUCAAAGAGCGCACCGUCGCUCAGAUCAAGACCACAGUGAAGCGGAAGCUCUAUGAAGACAGUGGGGUCCCCCUCCCCUCCGAGUCCCCAAAGAAGUCCCAGAAGAAAGCCCCCGUCGCCGUGGUGACGACCCCCUCUGUCAUCGCCGUGCCGACUGCCCAGGUCGUGGCGACGGGGCUGCCGGACCCCUCCCCCUCCCCCGCCAUCAAGAAACAGAAAACUGCAGCGGAUGUAACUCUCAGCGCUCUCAAUGACUCGGAUGUGAACAGCGACCUCGUUGAUAUCGAGGGGCUGGGCGAGGGGUCGGCCACCAAGAAGCUCAACUUCGACCAGGACAGUUUGAAUCUGGAUUCCAGUCUCAUCAUGAACUCCAGUGACCUGCCUCUGCUCUCCCGCUGACAGACAGACGGACGGAAUCUCCAUUCCAGCGCCCGUUACCAUGGAAACAAGGGCUGGGUGUGAAAACGGAUUUCUCGAGGCGCCUGGGGGCAGGGGGGGGGGGGGUGAACCUGGCACUCCUUUUAUCUGAGUGCGAAAGACUUUUUUUACCAACAUACAUUAUUAGUAUUAUACUUUUUUUUUUUUUUUUUUUUAAACAGAAUUUGAACAACCAAGCAGGUUAUUUAAAAAAACAACAAAAAAAAAACACAUUUUUAAUAAAUAAAGUUAGUUGUGUUUUUUUUUUAUUUUAUUUUUUUUUGUCUUCAAUAAAAAUGACAGAAGUGGCCGUUUGGAAAAGUAGGUUUACUGUACUAGGAAAACCAAACCAACCCCCUCUGUGAAUAACUGUGCUGUGUUUGGGUCCUUGCUUUUAGAUCAUGAUUCAUAUUCGUGGAUCUCUACCUGUUUGUAUUAUAAUUAUGAGCGGCUGCUAGCCGUUUUAAAAUGCUGAGUAAAGAGGAGCUCUGAAGCCGUGA